Messenger RNA from Drosophila takahashii, 1156 nucleotides. RefSeq names its product E3 ubiquitin-protein ligase Fancl (gene Fancl). Gene Ontology annotation, molecular function: ubiquitin protein ligase activity. Gene Ontology annotation, biological process: protein monoubiquitination; interstrand cross-link repair. Gene Ontology annotation, cellular component: nucleus; Fanconi anaemia nuclear complex. The record is from RefSeq and is a predicted model, not a curated record. Lineage: Eukaryota; Metazoa; Arthropoda; Insecta; Diptera; Drosophilidae.
AUGGACACCAGAAAAGAAGAUGUGGAGCGCCUCCUGGUGAACAAGUAUCCUGGUCUGGAGGCACAACUUCAAGCUAGUGGUUCUUUGAUCAUAAGAGGCGUUAUUUGCAGUGAGGAUAUUUGGCAUCGCCUUAGGCUCUAUUUACCUCAAUAUCCAGCUCUUGAUAGUUUCCAGCUAUAUGUGCAGGAGGGCGUGGAGUUCAAGAUCUACACGUCGGAUAACCUAAAGUUACAGGACGAAUGGAAGCUGGAGGAUUUGCUGGACAAUCUGGGAAAGAUUCUUCCGGCCAAAAAAGCAGAGACAUGUUCUAAAAAGCAAUGGCCUCAGGAAAAUAUAUACGAAGAUAUCCUGGCCCUGCACAAAUCCAAGGAGUUCCAAAUGCAAAUCGAUGAGGCUUGUUCCCGCCUCCGUUUCAGCGAUUUCAGUGACUACGAGCAGCAUUAUCUUGAGCUGGAGAUACCCUCGUUACGCUUGGUCGAUCACAGCCUGCCGGAAUGCGUACCCUUCGGCGAAAUGCUGGCCAAGAAUGCCGGAAGCCUGGAGCAGAUCCUCACCCUCUACCGCAAGCUGCUGGAGGAGCUGCGUCCGUUCUACGACAACUUCAUGGACAUCGACGAGCUGUGCCAUGUGCUCCAGCCGUCGCCCAUCACGACCAAGCACAACACCCGUGUGUUUCCGCUCAAGGAUCGCGUCUACUUGAAGUUGACCAUUGGGGAUCCCUUCGCCUGCGUCGCAUCCAUGGCCCUGAAGAUCAUUGGACCCACGGAUGAGGUGGCCCGACUGCGUCACGUGCUCAGCGAUGGCCUGGGCAACUGGGACUCCGAGCUGGACAUCCACAAGAACCUGCUGCGCAUGUUCGACCUGUGCUACUUCCCAAUGCCGGACUGGUCCGAUGGUCCCAAGCCGGAUGAGGAGGACAACGAGGAGCUGCGCUGCAACAUUUGCUUCGUCUAUCGGCUGGAUAGUGGCGAUGUGCCUUUAGUCUCCUGCGACAAUCCGAAAUGUGUUCUCAAGUGCCAUGCCGCCUGCUUGGAGGAGUGGUUCCAGACGCUAAUGGACGGCAAGACCUUCCUGGAGGUCUCCUUUGGCCUGUGUCCCUUCUGCAAGGCAAAGCUGUCCACCUCCUUUGCGGCACUUCUGAAUGAUUGAAAAUUGU